ACGUGGGAGGUGAGGGCGAACAGCAGAAAGCAUCACAAACACAAACAGAUGAAAUCCUGUCUGUGCUUCCGCUGGGGGAGAUAUGCGGACAAUUUGGUCCGCAGCUACAAGUACUCCCCCCUGACCUUCCUGCCCCUGACGCUGUUCGAACAGUUUCAGCGAGCGGCCAAUCUCUACUUCCUCCUCAUGGUGGUGAUGCAGUGUGUCCCUGUCAUCUCCUCCAUACCUUUCUACAUCACCAUCUUCCCGCUUCUCAUCGUCCUGUCAGUGAGAGGGCUGAAAGACCUUGCCAACGACAUGGCGAGGAGGCGCAGCGACUCUGAGAUUAACUCCAGACCCUGUGACGUACUCGACUCCCAGAGUUUCAGCAGAGCGCAGUGGAAGGAUGUGUGUGUGGGAGAUGUGCUGCGGAUCCACAAAGACCAAGUCAUCCCUGCUGACCUUCUCCUCCUGUGUAGCUCCGAACCUCACAGUCUCUGUUAUGUAGAGACGGCAGAUAUCGACGGAGAGAGUAAUCUCAAGUUCAGACAGGCGCUCAGUGCUACACACAACCAGCUGACCUCCUACCCCUCAGAGGAGACCCUUGCUGCCUUUGAUGGUGUCGUUCUCUGUGAGGAGCCAAACAAUCGCCUGUACACCUUCAGAGGCCAGAUGCACUGGCGAGGAGAGAGUCUUCUGCUGGACAACGAGCACAUCCUCCUGAGGGGAACCGUCCUACGCAACACAGAGUUCGCCUACGGCUUGACCUGGUCUCCGAACUUGCUCGGACCAGCGGCCGGAGCGGUAGCAUCUAAGAGUUUCUGCUCCGCACACAGGCGCAGACAGCAAGAUCCUGAGGAACUGCGGGAAACUGAGAGUGAAGAGGACUCGGAUGGAGAGAGUUUUUAA
Molecule: messenger RNA, 888 nt
Organism: Notothenia coriiceps (black rockcod)
Lineage: Eukaryota; Metazoa; Chordata; Actinopteri; Perciformes; Nototheniidae
Product: phospholipid-transporting ATPase IC-like
Exons: 9
Coding region: 49-888 (279 amino acids)
Biological process (GO): phospholipid translocation; Golgi organization
Cellular component (GO): trans-Golgi network; plasma membrane
Molecular function (GO): ATPase-coupled intramembrane lipid carrier activity
Source: RefSeq, a predicted model, not a curated record